This is a messenger RNA of Symbiodinium sp. CCMP2592, 540 nucleotides long. Lineage: Eukaryota; Dinophyceae; Suessiales; Symbiodiniaceae. The record is from the annotation of a GenBank genome assembly.
AUGCUGGCAGAGCGUAGGGCAGUGCAGGAUCUCUUCUGCAGAGGACAGGAUGGCCUGGAUGCCUGUUCCGAGAAGCCUGGCAGUGGCACUGGGUGCUCCACUGAUGCGGCCGUGGCCUGCUGGUCUCGAGAUCCCACGGUCCGAUGGACAUGUUGGACACGAGCAAUGGUGCCGACAUGGGCCUCCCAUUCUUUGACCGCCAACGCUGCCUGUCAGACGCUGGAGGAUUCCCUAGGCCAACGGAGCUACAGCGGAGCCUGCAGCUUCAAAGUUCCAGGUUUGAGCUUCCCGAUGCCAAGAGUGCCGUCCCCCCGAUCUUGGGACGAAAGCUAUGCCCUCGCCGAGCGGUUGCUGCCGCUCAUGACCCUGGAGGAGAAGCAGCGCUUGCUGCAGGGCAUAGGCUGGAACGGCGCAAAGUUUGAGUUGAACCAUGGGUAUUACGUGGGAACCACGCGCCCUGUUGAUCGCCUGGCUGUGCCGGGUCUGAACUUUCAGGCUCAAGCGUCCUGUGGGAAGUGGGCCAUAGUACUCGUAGCCUAG